CUGGCACUCAUUGCUUUGCCUUUGUUUAACAAGGCCCAUCCCUAACGCCGUUCUCGUGGCAAUUGCGUUAUACGUGCUAGUAUACUGUUUGUUAACGCAGUAAAUGUAGAAGCAAUAGUUUGCACGUUGCAGUGCAGUUGGGCGAUCGCGAGGUCUGGCAAAGUCAUCUUUCGUUAUGUGUCUACACUCUGUGAUUUGAGCAAGUACUUGAGGUGAAGGCUUUGAUGGGGCUUGCGUCGGGGGCUUGCGUAUUCGUGGGGCGCAUGCGUCUGCAUGCGUUCCGCAUGCGUGUUUCGCACGCACAACAGAGAGGUUUGCCGCUCUCCCCGCCCCUCAUGCUUCUUGCUUUCCGUGGACGCAUGCGUCCCACCCCCAACGCAUGCUUUACGCACAAAAAGCAGGUGUGGGCACUUAUUGUGCAUCGGUGCCCCGGCCAGCCCGCCCAGCCCUGGCGGUGGGCUUGCUGUCGGCGCUAGCGCCCCGCCGUCACCGCCACCUGUGCUGCUGCAGUCCAGCCACUGCCGCGGUGGCGCCGGCAGGUGUCACCGCCCUGCCCAGUGCUGCGACCUCCAAGUCCGCGCCGGGCCCGCCUGCGCGCUGCAGUGCUUCGGCACUCCCGCCCAGUUAUGGAGGUGGGCUUGCUGUCGGCGCUAGCGCCCCGCCGUCACCGCCACCUGUGCUGCUGCAGUCCACUGCCGCGGUGGCGCCGGCAGCUGUCACCGCCCUGCCCAGUACUGCGACCUCCAAGUCCGCGCCGGGCCCGCCUGCGCGCUGCAGUGCUUCGGCACCCCCGCCCAGCCCUGGCGGUGGGCUUGCUGUCGGCUCUAGCGCCCCGCCGUCACCGCCACCUGUGCUGCUGCAGUCCGCUGCCGCGGUGGCGCCGGCAGCUGUCACCGCCCUGCCCAGUGCUGCGACCUCCAAGUCCGCGCCGGGCCCGCCUGCGCGCUGCAGUGCUUCGGCACCCCCGCCCAGUUAUGGAGGUGGGCUUGCUGUCGGCUCUAGCGCCCCGCCGUCACCGCCACCUGUGCUGCUGCAGUCCACUGCCGCGGUGGCGCCGGCAGGUGUCACCGCCCUGCCCAGUGCUGCGACCUCCAAGUCCGCGCCGGGCCCGCCUGCGCGCUGCAGUGCUUCGGCACUCCCGCCCAGUUAUGGAGGUGGGCUUGCUGUCGGCGCUAGCGCCCCGCCGUCACCGCCACCUGUGCUGCUGCAGUCCACUGCCGCGGUGGCGCCGGCAGGUGUCACCGCCCUGCCCAGUGCGUGCUGCGACCUCCAAGUCCGCGCCGGGCCCGCCUGCGCGCUGCAGUGCUUCGGCACCCCCGCCCAACCCGCCGCCCGUACAGCCAACGGGCUUCUAUCCUCCGGCUGCUUGUCCACGCCUGCAUCAUAAUGCGCUGUUCAAGUACGGAUGCAGUCACGACGGGAUGUAUCAACUUACGAGAACGGAGCAACUUUGGCGCUUGCGAGCAUGUUCAAGCGUCAGGGGCAACCACCCCUGUACGUUUGUCAAUUGAUUUUGAGAAGGCGUUUGACAAGGUACCCAGAUGGGCGCUGUGGCAACGUCUGGCCGAAAGAGGAGUACGUGGCCGAAUGAUGGAGGUCCUGAAGCGUUGCUAUGAAAGAGUUUGCCUGCGGGUGAAGGUGAACGGCAAACUGAGCGACGCGUUUGAGUCGCUGCAAGGGGUCAAGCAGGGAUGUCCUAAAAGCACCGACCUGUUUGGCACCUUCAUUGAGGCACUAGCAGAAUACGUGGACGCAUGGGACCAGCAUGAGCCAACUGAACGCACGUGGAAGCAUGAGGCGCCGACGAUAGGUGGCAAACUUGUGGCCUGCCUAUUAUACGCGGACGACCUGACGCUAUGCGCACUGUCCAUCCACCGUAUGCAGUUUUUGCUCAAUAGAUUGCACGAAUUUUGCCAAGCCUUUGGUAUGCGAGUCAACAUAGCUAAAUGCGAGAUCAUGGUUUUUGCGGGAAUAGCAACGCACCGGCAAAUCCACGCCGUGUACGCUACGGCCCUUCGGUACCCGUACCCUGGGGGUGUAAGCAUACCGGUGAAGGGGCGAGCGCGGUACCUUGGCCUAUACUACGGCCCGGCCACAACGUUUGAUUCUUGCUACCAAGAGCUAAUAGCUGCGGGCAGGAGAGCUGCGUUUGGGUUGAUAGCGGCGCUAGAUAAGAACGAGUGCUCUCGGGCACCAUGCAAGCAUGUUUCGAAGUGCAAGUGAGGUCCGUGCUGUCGUAUGGCGUCGAGGUGUGGGGCCCCGACGCCCUGAGCGCCCUGUUUGAAGGCACGAGCUAUGGCGGCCACGACCGCACCAUGGACAAAACGCUAAAAAGCAAGUGGAGAAAUGCCAAGACUUGGUUUGACAAAGCCCUGAUCGAUCCGAUGGUGGCACUGCAAACAUCUUUCCUGGCACGAGCUGCGGGGGUUCGCAAGCCCACCUACAGGCUGCUUUAUGCUGAGUUUGCCGCACAACCCAUGCAUUUGCACUGGGCGUACAUGGUGUUUGGUUUCUGGAAUCGUAUUAUCAAGCAAGACAAAUCGCUAGCGCACGUGUUUUUGGAAGAUGCCGUAGCAACGGCAGCUGCAGGAGGUUUCGAAGGCAUGUGCUGGGUGAGCAAGGUUUACCGAGUCUGCAAAAAGCUUGGCUACGACUGGUGUACAGAGGGCCCGCAGGGCACAGACGCACUUUGUGAAUGGCUACUGCGCGGGGCUGCCGAUUGGUAGUUUGCUGGGCAACUUCGCCCACAUGCUUAUGGGUGAAUGGAAGGCAGAGAGCAUAUGCGGUGACCCUCGGGCUUUCCCUGAAAGCGGAGGGCACCGUAGUACUGCCGGUGGGCCGGGAGUUAAGAUGUGCCGCUAUACGCAGUGGAUGGGCGUCCCGCAGUUGGAUGCUGCAGUUAAGCAAGGCAUUUUACCGCACAUGAAGGAGUAUGUUACGCACAAGCACCUCAUGGCGCUGAUACGGUUCAGGCUAGGAUGUUGGGAUAUCUAGGUUAAUCGCCCCGUGGCGGGGGGCCGGUACCGUCCGCGCAACGAAAGGGUGUGCAGGCUGUGUCGAGGCGGUGUAGAAGAUGAAAAGCACGUUAUGCUGGAGUGCCCAAUUUAUGCUAACA
Molecule: messenger RNA, 3115 nt
Organism: Chlamydomonas reinhardtii
Lineage: Eukaryota; Viridiplantae; Chlorophyta; Chlorophyceae; Chlamydomonadales; Chlamydomonadaceae
Exons: 2
Coding region: 380-1387 (335 amino acids)
Source: RefSeq, a predicted model, not a curated record